GUGGUUAGCAAGGUCGAUUAAGUUAUACGUCAUAUUCAGUUUUGGGGAAUGUCCAAGACCUGUUGCAGUAGCGGGUUUUUUCUAAAAUCAAAUGCUGCAAUUGUCAUAAAUUCAGCUGCGGUUUAAAAAUGUACUGAAAUUUAAUAUUGACUUGUAAAUGGGUGUAGAAAGUAUUAUCAGUAUUUUGUAAGAUUAAUUUCGCUGACUUUGAAUAUAAUUUUACUGAAUGACAGUAAGUAUAUUUGACGCUUUAUUACUGCGAAUUUAAAGGGUGUUAUAAUUUACGUGCAAUAAAUUGUAGUAUAGAAACAUCACCACACGUUUUAGACAAAUAUUACAUAAUUAUUGUAAUCAAAUGGUCAUCGACGAGCCGCAGGAGCGAUAAUAAGUUAUCUCCCUUUAUUUGGCAAGUUAUUUUUUGGGGGGGGGCCGCGAUGUUUAUAUUUAUCUUAUAUUCGUUCUGAUUAGCAUUAGUGUCAGCAACCAGACAUUUUCCCCCAUACGAGUUCACUUGUGGAUUUCUAUACGAGUUCACUGCAUUUGCCCCCAUACAAAUAAAAAAAAAUAUAAUGAGUAAACUACGAAAAGUGACAACCCAGUCAUCUAAAUCAAAAUCGGACAAGAGUAAACUUUCACCACCAUCAGUCUCAGAGACUCUACCGUCACCUUUUCUAAGUGGCACAUGUCCAGUAAAGAGGAAAACUGUGCAUCCAAAAUUAGCACGGCAGCCACCAAAACAAAUUCUUAGAACCAGCAGAAGAGUCGCAUCAAGGAAAUCUUCGUCAAACGAGACAGAAGCAAACGAAAGUCGCACUUGUAAGAAAGGAUUUGCCAAAGAAUCACUCUCACAGAUUCAGCAGCUGAAACAUUCCAAAGACGUUAAGAAAUCAUCAGAUACAUGUGGGUUUUGUGGCAAGGUUUUCUCUAGGAAGACAUUCUUUAUAUCACAUCUCCUGAAGCACAAUGAUGAGAAACUGAAAGCCUUGAAUUCUGGCCAAAAUCAGAAAACAUUCGAGGAGCAUUCAGAAGAGAAACAGGAUGUUUUGGAUCACUGCCAGAAUCAAAUAACUGUGAAUCAGUGCAGAGAACUGAAACAGGAAGCUUCUGAGCAUCUCAGAGAACAAAAACAGAAUUAUGGUAAACAGACACAGAAAGAUUUGAAUCAUUGCAGAGAACUGAAACCAGAAGCUUUAGAGAAUAUCAAAGAACAAAAACGGAAUCGGUGUAAACUGAAACAGAAAGAUUUGCAUUGUCGCAGAGAACAGGAACAAAAAGAUUUGGAAUUUUAUAGAAAACAGAAACAACAGGAAGAUUUGGAUCAUUGCCAAGAACAGGAACUUGAACAGGAUGUUCCAGCCAAGGAUGAAGCAAACUCAUCAGCUGUAGAUGACCUUGACAGUGAUCAUGAAGAUGACCUUGACUAUCAAGAUAGUUUUUCAACAGAUGGUGUUUCAGAAUCGUCCACCACUCUUGGCUCUGAUGGAAAGGAGUUAAAUCCACAUGCAGUUGCUUCCAAGACUCACAGAUAUUGUUGCCCAGUCUGUGGGAAAGGUUACUCCCAGAAGGGAAGUCUCACAAACCAUGAGGCAUCUCACACUGGUAAAGGUGCCCACAGAUGCACCAUCUGUGACGACAUCUUCAACAAGAAGUCCAAGCUGACGAGACACAUGCGUAAGCAUCACCAUGACAACCCUCCUGCAUGUCUGCUUUGCAGACGGACGUUCAAGAGUACCCGUCACUUGCAGACCCACAUGUCGGUGCAUCAGAACUUCACGUGUGCCGUCUGUGGAAAGACAUUUGCCAGGAAACACCACCUCAAAUUCCAUCAGUUCUCCCAUUCUUGCGAGAGACCUCUAAAAUGCGAAACCUGUGGAAAGGGAUUUAAGAAUAAUUACGGCUUGAGGACGCACCAGCUGUGUCACGUGGAAAAGAGGAGACACAUCUGCGAACAGUGCGGGAAGGGGUUCAAGAUUUCCUCUCACCUUUAUAGGCAUCUUCAAGGUCACACGGAAACGAGGAAUUUCACUUGUGGAAAGUGCGGGAAGAGUUUUAAACAAAAGUGUCACUUGAAGGUGCACAUGUACUCUCACACCGGAGAGAGACGGUUCCGCUGUCAAGUGUGCGGGAAAGGUUUUACCCAGAAUUCCUACCUCGAAAAGCAUCAGUGUUGUGUGGAUGGGGACAAAAAGAAACUCUCCUCGGAGAAUAAAACAAUCAAAACAUUCAGCAAACAGGACGUACAAGAACCAAUUAAAACAUUUAACCCCCAGGAUGUAAAAGAGCCAUUUAAACAGUUUAAGACACAGGAUGUAAUGGAACCGUACAUAGAAAUGGAUGUAGCUGUUGAGCCUGGAAUCGGCUGUUUAGUUACUGAUAAAUCUGUGCAGUCAUAUUCUCAUUUGAUGUCGACAGUACCACAGACGCAGUGCCAGCAGCCCAUACCUCAUACAAAUCACAGUGUUAAUCAAACCUUCAACCACGUGGACCAGAUAUCAAACACACAUGUGCAUCUAACUAGAUCUAAUGUAUAAUAAUUGGAAGGAAGGAAAUGGUUUAUUUAACGAUGCACUCAACACAUUUUAUUUACCGUUAUAUGGCAUCGGACAUGUGGUUAAGGACCACACAGAUAUUGAGAGAGGAAACCUGU
This is a messenger RNA of Gigantopelta aegis, 2647 nucleotides long. RefSeq names its product zinc finger protein 227-like. Gene Ontology annotation, molecular function: DNA-binding transcription factor activity; RNA polymerase II cis-regulatory region sequence-specific DNA binding. Bases 570 to 2531 code for a protein of 653 amino acids. Gene Ontology annotation, biological process: regulation of transcription by RNA polymerase II. The transcript is spliced from 2 exons. The record is from RefSeq and is a predicted model, not a curated record. Lineage: Eukaryota; Metazoa; Mollusca; Gastropoda; Neomphalida; Peltospiridae.